Molecule: messenger RNA, 2690 nt
Organism: Felis catus (domestic cat)
Lineage: Eukaryota; Metazoa; Chordata; Mammalia; Carnivora; Felidae
Gene: ZBTB37
Product: zinc finger and BTB domain containing 37
Exons: 4
Coding region: 730-2241 (503 amino acids)
Biological process (GO): regulation of transcription by RNA polymerase II
Molecular function (GO): RNA polymerase II cis-regulatory region sequence-specific DNA binding; DNA-binding transcription factor activity, RNA polymerase II-specific; protein binding
Source: RefSeq, a predicted model, not a curated record
GUCCCGCUGCCCUGCACCGGGACCGCCUUGUCCGGGCUCCGCCGCAGCCUGCUCCUGGGGCGCUCAGCCACUCCCCUUCACCCCACCCUCAAGGCACCGGAGACCUUCCACCCCCUUGGCCCCGGGCCGGGCUGAGCUGCCGGACCCGCCCCCUCGCCGGGCCCCUCCCUCAGGACCCCGGGAUGGGCGGCCCCCUCCCCCACCGCAGCCCGGACACACCCAGAUACACACACCCACCUCUGGGCUGCUCCCCGCCCGCCUACGCUCACCGCCUGGACGGGGUCCCGGGGCGCCGCCCCCUUCCCGGUGCUCUGCCCUCACCUGAUUGCUCGCUCCCCGGCCCCAAGCCUUGCUCCCCUCUCCUCCCCCCGCUCCUCGGUGACAUUUCGCCCUUCUGUCAGUUUCCCACUACCCACGCUUCCUAUCGCAGACUAAAGCCACUCAAAUACCGGAGUGGCCAACCCCAUGGCGUUCCCGAUUCUCCCUCUUACAGCUCUCACCCUUCCAGUGCCGACGGUAGAGAGAGACCUUACUCCAGGGGCUUCCUCCUCACUGGGGAAUUGCCGGAAAGAGCAAACAAAAAAGGCGCUGGUGUAGGCUCCAAAAUAAACACAUCUGAAUUCAUGAUGGCAUCGACAGAGGCUCUUAUUGGAUUAAAAGUUUCAAAACAAACAAAAACGCUUUGGAAAAAGCAGGGUUGAAUGCCUGCCUACACCCUCAGGCACGACCAUGGAGAAAGGUGGGAACAUACAACUGGAGAUCCCUGACUUCAGCAACUCUGUCCUGAGCCAUCUAAACCAGCUGCGCAUGCAGGGCCGUCUCUGUGAUAUUGUGGUCAACGUGCAGGGACAGGCUUUUCGGGCUCACAAAGUGGUCCUGGCUGCCAGUUCACCCUAUUUCCGGGAUCACAUGUCCUUGAAUGAGAUGAGUACUGUCUCCAUUUCAGUCAUCAAGAACCCUACUGUUUUUGAGCAGCUCCUUUCUUUCUGUUAUACGGGGCGGAUAUGCCUGCAACUGGCAGAUAUCAUCAGCUACCUGACAGCUGCCAGUUUUCUGCAGAUGCAGCAUAUUAUAGACAAAUGUACACAGAUCCUGGAGGGGAUUCACUUCAAAAUUAAUGUGGCAGAGGUUGAAGCAGAAUUAAGUCAAACGAGGACAAAGCAUCCAGAAAGGCCUCCGGAGUCUCACAGGGUGACACCGAAUCUCAACCGUUCCCUUAGCCCACGACAUAAUACUGCAAAGGGAAACCGGCGAGGUCAGGUUAGUGCUGUGUUGGAUAUCAGGGAGCUCAGUCCUCCUGAGGAGUCCACCAGCCCUCAGAUAAUUGAACAGAGUUCUGAUGUAGAGAGUCGGGAGCCCAUUCUUCGAAUCAACCGAGCAGGACAGUGGUACGUGGAGACGGGAGUAGCAGACCGGGGGGCCCGGAGUGAUGAUGAAGUUAGAGUUCUUGGGGCAGUACACAUCAAAACGGAAAACCUGGAGGAGUGGCUUGGGACUGAGAAUCAGCCUUCCGGAGAAGACGGGAGUAGCGCCGAGGAAGUCACAGCCAUGGUGAUUGACACCACCGGCCAUGGUUCUGUGGGGCAGGAAAAUUACACUCUGGGAUCUUCAGGAGCCAAGGUGGCUCGGCCAACAAGCAGUGAAAUUGACAGAUUUAGCCCCUCCGGCAGUGUUGUUCCCUUGACGGAGAGACACAGAGCCAGAAGUGAGUCUCCUGGGAGAAUGGAUGAGCCUAAGCAGCCCAGCUCCCAGGUAGAAGAGUCCGCAAUGAUGGGAGUAAGUGGCUAUGUGGAGUAUCUCCGAGAGCAAGAAGUAUCUGAGCGGUGGUUCCGGUACAACCCCCGUCUCACCUGCAUCUACUGCGCCAAAUCUUUCAAUCAGAAGGGGAGCCUGGACCGCCACAUGCGCCUGCACAUGGGAAUCACACCAUUCGUCUGCCGCAUGUGUGGCAAGAAGUACACCCGGAAGGAUCAGCUGGAGUAUCAUAUCCGCAAGCACACAGGCAACAAGCCCUUCCACUGUCACGUAUGUGGCAAAAGCUUCCCCUUCCAGGCCAUCUUGAAUCAGCACUUUCGCAAAAACCACCCUGGCUGUAUUCCCCUGGAGGGGCCUCACAGCAUCUCCCCUGAAACAACUGUCACAUCUCGAGGACAAGCUGAGGAAGAGUCACCUUCACAAGAGGAGACAGUUGCUCCUGGGGAAACUGCCCAGGGCUCUGUGUCCACCACUGGGCCAGAUUGAAACGUGGAGGGGGAGGGGGCAGACCCUCUUCCCCUUUGGGCCGUAAGCAGCCAGCAUGAGGGCCACGGGCUGGUACUUAGAUUCACAAAACGCCACAUCACUAGAUCGGAAGAUACUCCCAAGAUGUUGCCAAACUAGAGGAUCAGCAACAUACGCAGAAGCAUGAGAGGCUCUUCCCCUCCUCCUUCCCACCUCAUACUUUGGGAAAUAAUCAAGUAAAUCAACUUUCUAAUUCAGGGAUCAACAGCCUUGGUUUGUUAACUUUAUAAGAAAAAAAAUUUUUUUAAAAAACAGUGAUAAAUGGUCAUUUAUCUACCAGUCAUGUUUGAACACUGUACUUUGGUCCAUAUCAUCCUGGUGGCUGUAAUUGCCCAGAUCUAAAACACAGCAGGAGCCUUGGUCAUCUGAACCAGCCAGCCACGAGAGAGAAGGAAGUAAUCGCGACGGUG